Messenger RNA from Cryptotermes secundus, 684 nucleotides. Its product is annotated as ribosomal protein S6 kinase alpha-5-like. Gene Ontology annotation, molecular function: ATP binding; protein serine/threonine kinase activity. The coding region runs from base 1 to 684 and encodes 227 amino acids. The record is from RefSeq and is a predicted model, not a curated record. The transcript has a single exon. Gene Ontology annotation, biological process: protein phosphorylation; regulation of DNA-templated transcription. Lineage: Eukaryota; Metazoa; Arthropoda; Insecta; Blattodea; Kalotermitidae.
AUGCACCGCGACGUUAAGCUGGAGAACAUUUUGCUUGACUCAGAUGGACACGCAGUCCUCUCAGACUUCGGUGUCAGCAAGAUGUUCCUUCCAUGUGAGCAGCAUCAAGCACAUUCAUAUUGUGGUACAUUAGGCUACAUGGCCCCAGAACUGAUUGAAAGCAGUGACGCGGGCUAUGACAUGGCAGUGGACUGGUGGAGUCUUGGCAUCGUUACACAUGAACUCCUCACAGGGGGGGAGUCACCAUUUGAAACUCGAAGUGUAUCACAGACAAGGAAGGAAAUAAUUCACCGAAUAAUUGAGGACGAACCCUGUAUCCAAAAUGACUUAUCCGUUCAUGCGAAAGAUUUCAUCUCUAAAUUAUUAGUCAAGGAUCCACGAAAGCGUUUAGGUGGAGGAGAAGACGGUGCUGAGGAACUCAAAAGACAUCCAUUCUUAAAUGGAAUGAACUGGUCUGAUCUGGAACAGAAGAAAAUAUCGGCACCAUUUGCACCCCAAGAGACAAACGAGUCACAAGGCAGCAACUUUGUUGAGGAAUCGAGCCCCAUAAGUUUUGCUGGCUCACCUAUCUUUAGUGCAGCCCCCCAGACGACUCUUACAAACUUACCUGAUAGCGAAUUUCCAAACUGUGACGAUAUAUUCUGGGGAUAUUCAUAUGUUUCACCAUCAGUCCAUUGUAGUUAA